Messenger RNA from Aedes aegypti (yellow fever mosquito), 1419 nucleotides. RefSeq names its product zinc finger protein 501. The record is from RefSeq and is a predicted model, not a curated record. The transcript is spliced from 2 exons. NCBI's taxonomy places the organism in Eukaryota, Metazoa, Arthropoda, Insecta, Diptera, Culicidae. Gene Ontology annotation, molecular function: DNA-binding transcription factor activity, RNA polymerase II-specific; RNA polymerase II transcription regulatory region sequence-specific DNA binding; zinc ion binding. The coding region runs from base 174 to 1328 and encodes 384 amino acids. Gene Ontology annotation, cellular component: nucleus. Gene Ontology annotation, biological process: regulation of transcription by RNA polymerase II.
UUGGAGUCCUUCGUGUAAAUAAGAGUCUUGUUCCUUACUACCACUACCACACUUCGUAGUGAUGGACCGUCAUGUAAACAAAUUAUCGAUUUUGCAUCAUAAAGGCGUAAACAAAACACUCCGAGGAACAUAAAUCGAUUGUUUGCGGUUUUCUGCGAAACCACAAACCACCAAUGGAAGCCUCCACGGUUGCCACCCUGCUGGAAAUUCCAAGCAACAAUCCGGUGUCGUACUGUCGACUGUGUUUGUCCAGUGCCGCGGUUGAACCUAUCUACCCGGGGGAACCCAGCCAGAGUCUCAUCGACUUAAUUGCCAAGAAUGUCCAGGUCACGUUCAUCGUUGAUGAGGAUCUGCCCUGUGCCGUCUGUCAGAACUGUCGACUGAAGCUGGAAGACUUCGAGCGCUUCCGUGACCAGUGUCAAAAGUUGGACAAUUUUGUUCGCAAUCGAAGACGUGAGUUGGCACUACUGCAGGCGGCAAUUGCCGUGCCACAGCUGGAGGAUGAAGUAUCGGAAGAAAUUGCCAUCAAAGCAGAUCCGGAAGCGCUCCUUGGAGACGACGACAGCUUGCCAUAUGUGCUGACCGACGACAGCUGGCAUCGGUGUAAGUUCUGCUCCGAGGCAUUCCAGAGCCUGUCCGUGUUGGUGGAGCAUUUCAGGAUGCGACAUCCGGAUGAAUCAAAGAUGUACAAAUGUCCACACUGCACUCGGACCUACUCGUCGAUUGAGGUGGCGGAAAGCUCGACGACGACGGCAAGUCCGGCUUUCAAGUGUGACGAAUGCGAUGCAGUGUUCAGUCACCGGAUUGGGCUGUCCCGCCACAAGGAUCGGUAUCACGACAAGGCAUCCCCCAACUAUGCCAUCGAACGAAUCAAGUGUGAUCACUGUGCAAGCGUGUUCGUCGAUAUGAAGCAGAGGACGCGCCAUCAACUGCAGGUUCACAUGAAUGCGGCGAAUAGCUCGAAGAGUUCGUCACAAGUCGACGGCAUUCACGUGUGCGAGAAAUGUGCGGUCACAUUUUCCCCUUAUCAGGCACUUCUGGUGCACAUCCAGGAAUAUCACUGGAAUGACCCUCCACAAGAGACGUUCAGCUGUUCGGUGUGCACAAAGCCCUUCGACAAGCGACGUCUGUUGCAGUAUCACAUCCUGGUGGCCCAUCUGGGGCAGAUUCCGUACGCGUGCAACCACUGUGGCGAAUGGUUUCGGACCAAGUCGCACCUGAAGCAGCACAAGACAAUGUUUCACGAGCGGAAUCUGUUCGACACGAACCGGUGCGAGUUUUGCGGCCAGACCUACGAUGAAGCUGGUCCGAAGGACGAUGUGCAAUGAAUGGGGCGUUUCGAAGCAGUGUUGAUGAGUGUUUGAUUUUCUGGCUUUUUACUCUUGAUGUGUGUGGAAUAAAAUACCUAUGUGCGAUUCA